Messenger RNA from Populus trichocarpa (black cottonwood), 909 nucleotides. RefSeq names its product dirigent protein 19. Bases 214 to 801 code for a protein of 195 amino acids. The record is from RefSeq and is a predicted model, not a curated record. NCBI's taxonomy places the organism in Eukaryota, Viridiplantae, Streptophyta, Magnoliopsida, Malpighiales, Salicaceae. The transcript has a single exon.
CGAAAAGUAUGUGGUUGGUAACUACAGUGACAGGAAGGAAAAAAAAAAAAGAGUUGCAUAAUAGUAGAUCAACAGUUCUGGAAGAAUUUAUGCAGAAUUCACUAUAUAUAUAUAUAUAUAUAUAUACAAGUUUUAGGCAUACACCAGCUACUCCAACAUCACCCCACUAAGAUAUUUUCCCAAGUUUAAUUUUCAAUUCCCAUAAUUUACUCCAUGGCUAGAUCAGUUCCCAUCCUUGCUUCCAAAUUCAUCACUCUCUUACUCCUCUCUUCCUUUGCCACAAUCUUGGUCACUGGAGACCAGGAUCAUGAAUUUGUGAGAAGUUUGGACAGGAAGCUACUAGGGCUCAAGAAAGAAAAGCUAAGCCACUUCAAGUUAUAUUGGCAUGACAUCCUUACUGGCCAGAACCCCAGCGCCGUCCAAGUUGUGCCACCACCAUCGAACACAUCAAGAACAGCUUUUGGGUUAGUGAGAAUGAUCGAUAACCCAUUAACCUUAGGGCCUGAAAUGAGCUCAAAGUUGGUAGGAAGGGCACAAGGGUUGUAUGCACAAGCGUCGCAACAAGAUAUUGGGUUAUUGAUGGCCAUGAACUUUGCUUUUAUUGAAGGUAAGUAUAAUGGUAGCACUAUUACUGUUCUAGGGAAGAACGCAGUGUUCUCGACGGUGAGAGAGAUGCCGGUGAUCGGAGGAAGCGGACUUUUCCGGUUUGCUAGAGGUUAUGUUCAGGCGAGAACUCACAAGCUCGACAUGGCCACAGGAGACGCUACAGUUGAGUAUAAUGUCUACGUUUUUCAUUAUUGAUGGUCGUCCUUUUUUACCUCUUUUUCUUGGUUUUUAUUCAACUAUUUGCUUUAAUUUAUGAGGUGCUAUUAUCUAUUUCCAAUAAUGGUGACCACUUAAUUUUGAUCA